AUGAAUAAUAAUGGAAAAUUUAACAAUGGAUCUGAUCCAUUGAUUAUGCAUAAUCAGUAUCCACCAUGGAUGGAACAACCAUAUAUGAAUCAAACAACUCAAUAUUAUCAACUACAAAAUCUAACAUCAAAUUUUCUUGAUUCUAAUAAUCCAAAACGAUUAAUGCAAUCGUCUAAAUCUAUAAAACGUAAACAAGAUAAUUUAACUUGUGAUAUAUGUGGAGUCGAAGUUAAUUCACAGCAAAUGAUGGAUUCUCAUAUUCUUGGGCAAAAACAUAUGAAAAAAAUGAAACUUAAAACAAUAGAAUCAGCUAAUCACACAUCUGACAACAUUGAUGUUAAACAAAAGCCCGUAGUAGAAUCAGAUUCAAAACUCGAAUCAAAUCAAUCUUCUACUAUUGUUAAACCAUCAACUUCAUCUGAUAAAAGAAGUGCUUCACAAUUAAUGAAUGAAUUAGCCAAAUUUAAUAAGGUAACUGCUAAAUAUGAUGUAAUAAAAGAAACUGGCCCACCGCAUCGUAAACAAUUCGAAGUACAAUUAACUAUUGCCGAUGAAAUUUAUACAGGUACUGGAACAAGUAUUAAACGAGCACAACAAAUUGCUGCUGAACAAGCUUUAGCAACUACAGCAUUGAAAAAACCUGAACAAAAACAACGUACAUUAAAUUCAACACGAAUGAUACCUACACGAAAAAUACCUGCAGAUGAUUCUCAACAAUACACACUUUCAUCUACAAGUCAACAACAACAACAACAACAAAUAGAUCCAAUUAAUGACAAUACAUUUGAAAUGUUCUUAAAUAAAAAACAUACUGAUAUAAUUGAAUAUGAUAGUACAAUAAUAGCAGUAAAUCAUUUUGUUGAAAACAUUGAACGAGCUAUGAAACAUGUUUCUGAUAAAAUGAUGGCAGAAUAUCAACAAAAAAAUAUACGUGUUGUACCAAAAUUACUAGAUAAUAUUCAAUCAAAUAAUAUUGAACAAAUUAACGAAGAUUCAUCAGAAUCAUUUCGGUAUACACGAACAAAAUAUAUAUAUGGGGCUGGUCAACCUGGCCGGAGGCCCCAUUAA
This is a messenger RNA of Rotaria sp. Silwood2, 1068 nucleotides long. The record is from the annotation of a GenBank genome assembly. Lineage: Eukaryota; Metazoa; Rotifera; Eurotatoria; Philodinida; Philodinidae.